Capsaspora owczarzaki ATCC 30864 is the source of this 10053-nucleotide messenger RNA. RefSeq names its product inositol 1,4,5-triphosphate receptor. Gene Ontology annotation, cellular component: membrane; endoplasmic reticulum. The transcript has 5 exons. Gene Ontology annotation, molecular function: inositol 1,4,5 trisphosphate binding; inositol 1,4,5-trisphosphate-gated calcium channel activity. The coding region runs from base 223 to 9921 and encodes 3232 amino acids. The record is from RefSeq and is a predicted model, not a curated record. Gene Ontology annotation, biological process: calcium ion transmembrane transport. Lineage: Eukaryota; Filasterea; Ministeriida; Capsasporidae.
CACUCCUUCGUCAAAGUCAGAGGCGACUCAAUUUCUUGAUCAAGCUCGCUUCCAUUCCAAUCGCGCGCUCGGACACUUUUCCCCCUUCCCUCCCACCCCCGUCUCGCGCUUCCCGAGUCUCUCUUUGACCCGACUUUCACCAGCGAGCACACGCUAGCUACUCCAAGUACACCCCCGAGGGACCUGUCUGCGUGAACGCGCGCAAAGCUUGGUGUUCUCAGCAUGAGCUCGCCUCGUUACUUGCGGCUCGGCGAUGUCGUGUCGCUGUAUGCCGAGGGCCAAGUCAAUGGCUUUAUCAGCACUCUAGGCCUCAUUGAUGACCGCUGUGUGAUUCAACCCACUGCCGGCGACACCAAUAACAUUCCCAAGAAGUUUCGAGACUGUCACUUUAAAAUCUACCCCAUGCAUCGCUACAAUGCCCAGCGCCAAUGGAAGAAAGCCAAGGCCAGCUCGAACACUCUAUCGGACAUUGUGCUGUUGAAAAAGCUGCAGCACGCAGCCGAGCUUGAGCGAAAGCAAAACGAGCAAGAAGACGAUCGGGCUCUUGGUCAAGUCAUUCAAUACGGCCAGUGUAUUCAGCUCCUGCACACAAAAAGCAACAAGUUUGUCACGGUAAAUCAGCGACUGCCCGCAUUACUGGAAAAGAACGCCAUGCGCGUGGUGCUGGACACGGUCGGAAAUGAAGGCUCGUGGUUUACCAUCAUGCCCUUUUACAAGCUGCGCUCGGUCGGCGACGAAAUUCUGAUUGGCGACAAGGUCUUGCUGGUGUCUACGAACGCCCAGCAGCCAUUGCAUGCGAGCAGCUGCAACUUGCCCGACCACGAGUCUUGCUUGGAGGUGAAUAUUGCCAACGUCAAGACACCGUGGAAGGUCUCGCUGUUUCUCGAGCACCACCCCAACGCCGAGAACGUGCUGAAAGGAGGCGAUGUUGUGCGUCUGUUCCAUGCCGAGCAAGAGAAAUUCUUGACGUGCGACCAGUACGAAAACUCGUUGUGCGUCUUCUUGCGUACGACCGGUCGAACCUCGAAAACGGCUGCAACCACGUCGCAGGCGCUGUGGGAAAUUGAAGUCGUGCACGAAGACCCGUGUCGCGGCGGUGUAGCCACAUGGAACAGUCUGUUUCGCAUCAAGCACCUCGCCUCUGGCGAGUAUCUGGCCGCCCAGGAGGACAACGAUCCGACGUUUGAUUCGACGCGCGAAAAGCUCCGGGGCACGCGAGACGUGGCCCACCACCUCGUCACCACGCGCGACCGGCACGAUCUCGCCUCCAUCUUUGAGCUCGACCCGACGACCAUCCAAAAGGCAGACGAAGAGGUGGGCAAGUCUGCCUACGUCCGGCUCAAGCAUUUCUACUCCAACACGUGGGUCCAUUCGACCGCCAUUCCCAUUGACAAGGACCAGGAAAAGCCAAUCAUGCAAAAAGUCGGCGCCGCCUCCAUCCGCGAGGACAAGGAGGCGUUUGCCGUGGUGCCCGUUGCUGCCGCCGAAGUGCGCGACCUGGACUUUGCCAACGACGCCAGCAAGCUGCUCAAGGGCAUUUCCAAGCGCCUCGCCAAGGGAGACCUCACGCAACGCGAAGCCAAGCUCGCCACCAAGAUUCUUUCCGACCUCAUCUUUUUCGUGCUCAACCAGGAGAACAUUGGCAUGGAUCCGCUGACCGCCACUGGCAAGCCCGACCGUGAUCGGCAAAAGCUGAUGCGCGAGCAGAACAUUUUGAAGGAAAUUUUCGCGUUGCUCAAGGCGCCGUUCGUCGAAAGCGGCGGCGUCAUGCUGCCGCUCUCCGAGGUGGGCGACAAGCAGCACAGUCCCAUCCGCAUGAUGUGUAAGCUUUGCUACCGCACGCUCCGCUUUUCGCAACAGGCCUACCGAAAAAACCAAGAGUACAUUGCCAAGUGGUUUGGCUUUAUGCAAAGCCAGAUUGGCUACGACUUGCUGGCCGAAGACACCAUCACGGCGCUGCUCAACAACAACCGCAAGCUGCUCGAAGCCAACAUCAAGCAGAAGGAGAUUGAUACCUUUUUGAAUCUGCUGCGCAAGAAUCGCGAGUGCCGCUACGUGCAAUACCUGACCGAUCUCUGCUCGAGCAACAACACGGCCAUUCCUGUGACGCAGGAGCUGAUCUGCAUUGCCGUGCUGGCUGACGAAAACAAGGACAUUUUCAUCGAUACAACCCUGGACAAGGAUGGGGAAGUGUGGCUCCAUUGGCUCCAACCCGUCAAGGACGGCAAUGUGUCGUCUUCGUCGUCAGCAUCCUCGAGCCCGUUCUCUGGCACGCCUUUGCAGCACUCUCCCCGCACCACCACCACCACCACCGUCUCUCCAGCCGCCGCCGCCGCCGCCGCCGGCACUGCCACAGCAUCUCUGGGCCCGUCCGCGUAUCCACGGCUCGUUGCGAAGCGCCUUGGCGACUUGGCGCGCGACGCCGAGACGAGCCACGAGGCUCGGGAUAGCCUCGCAUACUAUCGCGUCCAGCUCGACCUCUUUGCCCAGAUGUGUCUCGAUCGCCAGUACAUUGCCAUCAACCACCUCAAGGACAAGAUGCAUGUCGGCUUGCUGCUGCGCUGCAUUUCGAACGAGCGCCUUCCAAGCGACCUGCGCGCGUCCUUCUGCCAGCUCAUGCUGCACAUGCAUGUCGACUGCGACCCGCAGGAGACCGUGACGCCUGUCAAGUAUGCUCGUCUGUGGUCGGACAUUCCCGAAGGCAUCACCAUCGACACGUAUCUGAUGCCCUCUGCCGCCGGCUCGAGCGAAAUUUUCGGAGGCACCAAGCAGUUUGUCGGUCAGUACCUCAAGCUCCUCGAGGCAGACCAGCACCCGUUCCACUCUCGGGACAAGAACAAGCUCACCCUGGAAGUCAUCACGCUGACCCGCUACCUCGUCUACUUUGGAUUCUACAACUUCCGCGAGCUCAUUCAGCUCACCAAAGUCCUGUUGUCGAUUCUUGACGGUCGCAGCGGCACCGGCAGUCCUGGGCCAGCCACAACCAAUGCAAAUGGAACGACCAGCGGCAGUCGGCGCGCGUCCGCUGCCAACUUUGUGACGUCGGCAGUUUCCAAAACCAUGCAUGCUGCAGCUUCUGUCGUGACUGCUGCCGGCGAGCGCAAGUUGUCUGGCUCUGCUUCUUCUUCUGCUUUUGCUUCUGCUCCUUCGACUUCUGCCUCGGCUUCGGGUGCCUCAGACAGCAAAAGCGCUCCUUCACAAGCCCUCAACAGCUUGCAGUUGCCGUCCGUGUCCAUCGCUCCGCCAUCGCCGCUCCCGCUCCAGAAUCACAGCCCCGACACAUCUGCGUCGCGCUCCCGCUCGUCCUCCAACAACGGCUCGGACGUAUUCUUUGGUCUUCCGGCGGCCUCGACCAGUAGCGCUGCUACUUCGGCAACCGUCGCCGAAUCUGCACCCGCUUCCCCGUCCACCCCUUUCAAGGGGCGAACGUCGCCUUCGCCAGCAACCUCUCCCUUGUCACCCGACACCUCUUCUGAAAAUGUGCGCGGCCAAUCACCUUCCACGUCGGUGACCUCGACACCCUCCAUCGCGGCCGGAGUGCGGUCGGCAGGUCUGGGUGCAUUGAUUGGCGGCCCAUUGGCUCUUGUGGGUGCCAAAAAGGUUGGGUUUUCCGGACCGAAGGAAGAAAGCAACGAGAAGGAUGUCACCGUGAUGAACACCAAGCUGAAGAUUAUCGAGAUUCUCGAAUUCAUCAGCGAUGUUCGGCUCGACUUUCGCAUUUCCAACCUGCUGGUCAUUUUCAAGUCGCAGGAUGCCCGGCGCAAGGAGUCGGCUGGCGAGGCUGGUAUGGAUGAGAACGCGCAGCUGCUGCCUUCGCUCCUUCGUGCGCGUGAGCGUGCCGGUCGUCCGCCGCCGUUUGAAAUGAAGCGUGCUCGCAGCACCUCUGGGCUUGGCGUGGCUCACGAAGGCGCAGUGGGUAUUGGCGUGGAAACUCCCUUUACUACGUCCCUUGCCCCUCCCCCUCGCCUUCCGUCUGUGUCGGUGGAAGGUCCGGAUUCGGCCACUCCAGUCCCCGUGCCAGUCACCGGCCCAACUGCAACUGCAACUGCCGCGCCACCAUCGCCUGCCAAGCCAAGUUUUGCAGCUCUCUCAGCCAAGGCCAAGGCACAGGGUGGCCAAAGCCGUAGCACCUCUGAAUCCAACUUGUUUGCCACCACUGCGCCGGCCCUGCUGCCGGGCACCACGCCGGCCACGUCGUCGGCAUCAUCGUCGGCAUCAUCGUCGUCGUCGUCCAGUGCCGCUGGUAAGCCAGCUGGUGUGGCUCCGCCUGCUCCUGCCGGGCAUUUCUCGCAGGCAGUGCGCGACCUCUGGCAGGACGUGCGCAGCGCCGUCCAGCCUGCAGACAAGGAAGAAGCGCUCGCCGAGAUUUCCGCCAUUCCCGAGUCCAAGAUUGUUGAGGAUGCCGAAAAAAUGUUUGACACGACGUGCACGAUCGGCUCCAUUUUGGAUUUCGACGGCAAGGACGGCACGAUGCUCGUUCGCGUCUUGUUGGACUUGUGCAUGCACGACUUCCGCCCGCUCGCGUCAGGCGCCCUCCGGCUGCUCUUCCGCCACUUCAACCAGCGUGACGAGGUGCUGCUUUCAUUCAAGCAGGUGCAGCUGCUCGUCUCGUCCGAGGACGUUGACAACUACAAGCAGAUCAAGGCCGAUCUCGACCGUCUUCGCGUCAUGGUCGAAAAGUCAGAGCUCUGGGUGUUUAAGGCCACGUCCAAUCCUGACGCGGACGACGACAAGGCUGAAGGCGGCAGUGGUGGCGGUUCCACAAGCAGCGGCAAGACCAAAAUCGCCGAUGCGGACCAGGCCGCUUCAGGCGAUCCACUGAAGAGUGACCCGUCCGCAGCUGCCUCGGCUGCCACAACCGACGCCAAACUCGGCAGCUCCAAGUCGGAAGGCGGAAAGAAGGCAGGCGAGGACAACUACACCAAGAUCAAGAAAAUCCUCACCCGGCUCAAGGCGUUGUGCGUCACUGUUGUCUCUGACACUGCAGGCGACUCGUCAAGCAAGCCGACGACGGCGACGACGUCAGGCAACGCCUUCUUUGGAAGUAAGCCGUCUCCUGCCUCUCUGCUGAGCCUUGCUGCGCAAGCGUCCAAGACUGCUCCGGCCUCUGCCGCCGGUACUCUGUCGGCGACCGCUUCUGGAACCGGCCACGCUCCCUUGUCGCGCUCGGCGUCCUCCGAGUCCAACUCUGGCAACGCUUCUCUUCUCGUUCCUGGCUCGGGCUCGGCGGGCUUGUCGACCGAUGACACGCUCGCAGUGUCUCCCACGUCGUUGUCGUCGUCCUCGUCCCCGAGCGGCUCUGGUCCUCCCUCGCCCAAUCCCACCCUCGAGCGGCCCAAGAUGAGCGUGCCGAGCGCGCCCGUCAAGCGCAACAACAAGCAAAACCAGCGAUUGCUGCGCAACCUUGGCGCGCACAUGCAAGUGCUGGAACUGCUGCGCAUUCCGCACGACGUGCAGGACGAUCAGAUGAAGGACUUGUUUGGCGUUGCGCACGAGUUUCUGCAAGAUUUCUGCUUUAGCAACCCGCAAAACCAGGCGCACCUGCAUCCGUUUGUGGACUUUUUCAUGGACGAAAUGUCGCACUCGCGCUACGCUGGUGAGACCAUCCGCCACAUCUACCUCAACAAUCUGGCCCUCUGCAGCAACGUGAGCGAGAAGGUGGUUGGUCAUUUUGUGAGCUGCAUUGAGCAUAUGGGCCGGCAGGUCCAGUUCUUGCAAUUCCUCAAAGACCUUGUGCGCGUCGACGGCAUGGCGCUCCGGCGGACGCAAGAUUUGGUCAUGAGCGCCCUCGUCAAUGCUGGCGAGGAUGUUUUGGUCUUUUUCAACGACAACGUCUCCUUCCAGUACCUGGUGGAGCUCAUGCAGACGCGCGACCAUCUGACGAAUGAGCGUAGCGAGCUGUCCUACCACAUUGCGCUGAUUGAGCUGCUGGCUGCCUGUACGGAGGGCAAGAAUGCCAACACCGAGAUCAAGUGCCAGUCGCUCGUGCCGCUCGACGACAUUGUGCGCAUUGUUUCGCACGAGGCGACCAUUCUCGAGGUGAAGCGUGCGUACGUCGAGUUCCUCAACCACUGCUACUCUGACACGGAGGUCGAGGUCAAGGACAUUGCCACGUCGCCGCACAUGUGGACGCUGUUUGACGCGUUCGUCCGGGAUUUGGCCCGAGCUGGCGAUGCAGCGUACGAAGGCGACAAUGGCAUCUUGAACGCGUACAUUUGCGAACCCCUCUGCUUCUGCGUGUCAUUCUGCUUCAGCCCGCAGAACGCCGGCACGGCGCUCGGCAUUACGACCCGACACGCGCUGUUUGUCGAAAUGAUUCGCUCUCUGUACCUCAUUGUCAAGGCGCCCUGGAUUUACGGCCGCUACAAGGGCCGUGUUGAGGAUACUCUUCGCGUCGUCACCCUUCUUGCGCAGGAAGAACGCAUCCCACUUGGGGACGCGCUCGAGUCUGGCGUUGCAGAGUGCCUGUCGCAGAGCAAGGUGGCCAAGAAGGGCGUCGAUGGUUUCCUGAAGGCACUUCGCACCCGCAAGCGAUCGCCCAGCUUUUCUGCCAAAUCCCAGGAAGCCGAAAAGGCUCGCCACAUUGUCGAAGGGCUCCAAGAGUACGUGGAGGCGCUGGAGAAGGAGAUGCGCAGCUUGGUGGCCGCCGAGUUUGCCGUUCUGGUUGAAAUUCUCCAACAUCCCUUCCGGCUCACGAGCACGCAACAGCCCCUGUCUUCGAGCAAGCUUGCCACCAAGCUCAUCAACCACACCAAGACGCUCGGGCAGAAGGAGAAGCAGCUGUGCGUGCACGUGUUGACGACACUUCGCCGCAUGAUGGCUCCCCAACGCUUUGACGGUCGUGCUCAGUUGCUCAUCCAGCGCGAGUCGACAAAGUACUUUGGCGAGCCUCGUCUGCGUCACACAACCCAGUCAGAAACCCAAAACGCCCUCGAUGCCAACGGCGCGUCCAGCCUUGUGAUUGACCUGGUGACGGCGAACGACGAUCCGAUGGUCUUCCUCGAGUCGCUUCGUUUGGGCAUUGCGCUGCUGGAAGGCGGCAACCACACCAUCCAGACGUCCUUCCUGCACCGCUUCAACUCUGCUGGAGCCGAGGCGUUCUUCCGACAAAUCCAAAACCGCAUGGGCCAUUCCAUGGUGGAGCUCAAGAGUGGCUACAACAUGAGCCGCACCGAGUCUGCCGACCCUGCGGAGGUGGCUGCCGCUGGGCCGAACGAAUACGUGGUGAUUGAGUCCAUUUUGCGAUUUUUGCAGCUGCUCUGCGAAAACCACAACAUUGAGCUGCAGCACUGCAUUCGCCGGCAGCAGCACUCUCGCACCUCGUACAACCUCGUGCACGAGACGCUGCAGUAUCUGGACUGCAUUUGUGGCUCGACCUCGGGCGGUCUCGGUCUGCUUGGCUUGUUUAUCAACGAGAGCAACAUUGGCAUCAUCAACCAGUGUCUCAUUUCGCUCACAGAGUACUGCCAGGGUCCAUGCCCAGAAAACCAGGACUGCAUUGCGUCGCACGAGACGCACGGCAUUGACAUUGUGCUUGCGCUCAUUCUCAACGAGAUCAAUCCGCUGGGCAAAGAACGCAUGGAUUUGGUCGUGACGCUCAAGAACAAUGCGGCCAAGCUCCUGCUUGCCGUCAUGGAGUCGAGACAAACGACCGAAAUGAUUGAUCGGAUUCUCUUCAACCUGGACGCGCCCCAGCUGCUCAACAUGGUCAACCACGUCUUCCGGCUGUCGCAGGCGUGGGCGGCCAACCCGUCGCAUCGUCAUCUGGCAGCAGAAGAGGUGCGUGAAGUCGGUCACAACUUGUUUGUGCUCGCUCACAAGCUGGCCCAACACUCGCCCGCACUCGCGACCGCCAUGCGCGACAACGUUGGCGAGGCGUUCAAGUACUUCCCGGAGCACACUGGUCAAGUGGAGAUUGUCAAGAGCGACAAGCUCGAGCGCAUCUACUUCCCCAUCCCCCCGGUGUGCCGCUUCCUGACUGAGGAGAGCAUGGUUGACAUUCUCAUGAAUGUCCAGCGUGACGAGCAAGGCUCCAAGGUGGCCGACUUUUUCUCGCGCACCGAUGACCUGUAUCACGAGAUGAUGUGGCAAAACGAGCUGCAAAAGAAACGCGUCUUGUACUGGUUUAGUCGCAACUUUGCGCGCUGGACAACCCUGUCCUUUGUGCUUGCCAUUCUGAUCAACGUUCUGAUUGCGCUCUUCUACCCGCUGGAGAACUUUAUGGGCAAGGACAUCCCGGUCGUUAUGGACGAGUUUGGCUCGGCUGUGGUCGCCGAGUGCUAUACUGACGCUGUGGGAGGUGGAGAACUCUGUUCCGAUUCCGCUGCCGAGUCGUCAGGGUACGCUGGUAGCGGCGGCUUUGCAUCACUCUCUCCCACGGCUGCAGCUGCCGCCGCUGCCGCUGCUGCCGCGGCUGCCUCUGGCAGCAUGAGCAGCCUGUCCCCCUUCCUCGGCCUGCUUAUUCUGAUUUUGAUCACAGUGCUCGGCAUUGUUCAGAUUGUCAACUCUGUGACCAUUCUGGUGUCCUACCUCGGCAACUAUGGCAUGCUCCUGCUCAAGAAGGGCGGAAUGCGGCAGCUGCUGACGGACGGCAUGCUCUUGUACUAUGCCUCGUACCUGGGUAUCUGCAUCAUCGGUCUCCUGUUCAACCACUUUGUCUACUCGCUGCUGCUGCUCGACAUUGUCGUGCGCGAAGAAACGCUCAAGAACGUGAUUCGCUCCGUCACACGCAACGGCAAGAGUAUCGUGCUCACGGCUGUUUUUGCGCUGAUUGUCGUCUACAUGUUUUCGAUUGUCGGCUUCCUCAUCUUCCGCGACGACUUCGUGGUCGAGACGGAUGUGGAUGGCGGCGAGAUGGAGCGGUCGUGUGAUUCGCUGCUCCUUUGUAUCGUCACGACGCUCAACCAUGGCUUGCGCAACGGCGGCGGCAUCGGUGACGUGCUGCGCCAAAAGUCAAAGGACGAGCCGCUCUUCACUGCGCGUGUCUUUUACGACCUCAUGUUCUUCUUCGUGGUCAUUAUCAUUGUGCUCAACCUCAUCUUUGGUGUCAUUAUCGACACGUUCGCCGACUUGCGCGCCGAGAAGAACGAAAAGGAAGAAAACCGUCGCAACACGUGCUUCAUUUGCGGCCUGGAUCGGUCGGCGUUCGACAACCGCGGCGUCACGUUCGAGGAGCACAUCAAGGACGAGCACAACUUGUGGAAUUACCUCUACUUUAUUGUUCACAUCAAGGGCCAGGACCCGACCGAGUUUACCGGCCCGGAGAGCUAUGUGAGCAACAUGAUUGGCUUGCGCAACUUGGACUGGUUCCCGCGUCUGCGCACCAUCUCCCUGACGCAAGACACGGACGAAACAGACACAAACGAGCUGCGCCAGCUCCGCACGCAGCUCACGUCCACGAACGCGCUUGUCGUGAGCCUGUCCCAGCAGCUGGGUGAGAUUCGCGACCAGCUCAGCGAGCAGCGCAAAAACUCUCGCCGAGAUUCGCUCAAGCGACACGACACACGCUCACUUGCGCCACCCACCAUCAUGCUCCCCGUGGUGGAAGAGUCCGUCUCUGGCUCGCCGGCUGACAGCGUCAAUGGCUCCACCACUCGGCUCGCCGAUCUCGGAAAGGAUGUUUCGUCUGGCUCGGGCAUCCCUUUUGUCGCGCCGCCUGCUGCCAAUGGUAAUUCUGCCGCUGCUGCCGGUGCCUCGACCAGUGUUGCUGCCAAUAGCCCUGGUCCUGCGUUUGUUGGUCCUGCAGCAGCAGCGGCGGCGGCAGCAGCAGCGUCCCUGUCGGCUGGCUCCCGCCUCUCGUUGGGCGGCAGUCGUCGUCGCAAUACGUUCCUGUUCCAGCAGCACUCCACCCAGUCCGAUUCGUUUGUUGAAGAUUCCAAUCCUUCCAGCAACCGAAACAGUCUGAUUUCUGCUGACGAUUAGUCUGUUUUGGGGGGAGUCUGACUUGAGGGAGCUGCUGCUGAUAGCGACUUGUUGCUGUUGUUGUUGUUGUUGUUGUUGUUUUAUUUGGUGUUGUUGUUGUUUUAUUUGGUGUUUUAUUUGUUGUUAUUGUUG